Dioscorea cayenensis subsp. rotundata (Guinea yam) is the source of this 3494-nucleotide messenger RNA. RefSeq names its product putative disease resistance protein RGA3. The record is from RefSeq and is a predicted model, not a curated record. Gene Ontology annotation, molecular function: protein binding; ADP binding. Gene Ontology annotation, biological process: defense response to other organism. Bases 88 to 3375 code for a protein of 1095 amino acids. The transcript has 2 exons. Lineage: Eukaryota; Viridiplantae; Streptophyta; Magnoliopsida; Dioscoreales; Dioscoreaceae.
AGGUUUGUCUUUGGUUCUCACAACAAAAGCUAACUCUUACAAGUCAUAUUUUCUGGAGGAAUCCGAGAACAAGAUAAAGGCUGAAGUAUGCAAGAAGCAGUAGUUGCAUCGGCGCUCCUACAAUUGAUUUUCAAGAAACUGGCUUCUAGCAUUCUGUUGGAAUUCGGUCUGUUGCUUGGUGUAUCUGAAGAUCUUGAAAAUCUAAAGAUAAUUCUUUUGACUGUAGAAGAUGUGCUGGAGGAUGCUGAGCACAGGUUGGUAAAAGACAAGUCUCUUGUUAAUUGGCUGAGGAAGCUCAAAGAUGCAGCCUAUGAUGCAGAUGAUGUUCUUGAUGCGUUUCAAACUGAAGCACUACUGCAUAGAAGAACAGGAAAGGUGAGCACCUUCUUUUCAUCUUCGAACCCAAUUGCUUUCCGCUUCAAGAUAGCUCAUAAGAUCAAAGAUAUCAUGGGAAGGUUGGAUGUCAUUGCUGCUGAAAGAACCAAAUUCCAUUUGAGGGAGGGAGGAUCAUUUUCCUUGGAUCAAAGGCGUAAUGAAGUAAAUUGUGAAAGGCAGACAAACUCAUUCAUAAAUGAAUCGGAGAUUUAUGGAAGAGAUGAAGAUAAAGAACGCCUGAUAAGAUUCUUGACUGAUGAUGAGAAUAAUGAUGACAGGGGUCUUUCAGUAUUACCAAUAGUUGGCCUAGGAGGUCUUGGGAAGACUACACUUGCGCAGUUAGCUUAUAAUGAUGACAGAAUUAAGCGGCACUUCGAGCUGCAAGUAUGGGUUUGCAUCUCUUUAUAUUUUGAUAUAAGGAGAAUAACAAAGGCAAUUAUUGAAAGUUCCACUUGGAAUGUAUGUGAUCUCUCUGACAUAGAACCUAUGCAACAUCAACUAAGAGGAUUGUUUGAGGGGAGGAGAGUCUUGCUUGUGCUAGAUGAUGUUUGGAAUGAAAAUGAGCACAAGUGGGAUGAGUUGAAGCACUUGCUGAGUGGUGGUACUAUGACACAAGGAAGCAAAGUCAUCGUGACAACACGAAGUAUCAGAGUGGCAUCAAUUAUGGGCACGGUGCCUUCACUGCAACUAAGUGGUUUAUCAGAGGAUCACUGUUGGACUUUGUUCAGGCAAAGAGCAUUUGGAAGAGGAAAAGGAGAAGAAACCCUGAGACUUGUGGCAAUAGGGAAAGAUAUUGUCAAGAAAUGUGGGGGUGUGCCCUUAGCAGCCAAAGCUUUAGGAAGUUUAAUGGCCUUCAAGAGAUCAGAAGGUGAGUGGUUAUCUGUCAGAGAUAGUCAAUUGUGGAGAUUGCCUGAAGAAGAGGUAGGGAUAUUGCCUGCAUUGAGGCUGAGCUAUGAUCAUUUGCCGUCACACUUGAAGCAAUGCUUUGCUUAUUGCUCUAUAUUUCCGAAAGAUUAUGAAAUUGACAAGGAGAAGCUGAUUGAAAUGUGGGUGGCACAAGGUUUUAUCCUGCCAUUUGAUGAAGGCACAAUGCUGGAGGAUAUUGGAAAUGAGUACUUCAACAAUUUGUUGUGGCGAUCUUUCUUUCAAGAUGUCCAAUGGAAUGGGUAUGCCAAUAAAGUCACCUGCAAGAUGCAUGAUUUAAUACAUGAUCUUGCUCGAUAUGUUGCUGGAGAAGAAUGCUUCGUGGCUGAGAUUGGCAGCAAAGAGAGAUUAAAUAUUCCUGGUGGAUGUCGAUUCUCUGCAGUUGUUUGCAGUAAGAAUUCAUCAGAAAUUCCAUUUGCACUGGACAAGCAGAAAAAGCUUCGAUCGCUUGUUUUAUUGUUAAAGGAUUCUUACACGUAUAUAGACCUAAGAAGUGCAGUUAAAGAAGUCCCGGCAAGGAUGUUUUCAAGUCUACCACAUUUGCGUGUGUUAGAUUUAAGCAGAAGUAACAUAAAAGAAUUGCCUAUCGCAAUUGGCAGAUUGAAACAUCUACGGCUUCUCGACAUGUCAAGAACAGAGGUUGAAACAUUGCCUAACUCCAUCACUAGUCUGAUCAACUUGUAUAGGCUGAAUCUAGAGUACUGCUGUCGACUUCGUGAGCUUCCGCAAGGCAUAGCUAGCAUGUUUAACUUGAGGCAUUUAAGGAUUUAUGAAUGUUUAUCAUUGACUCAAAUGCCAAAGAGGAUGGGACAAUUGCAGGAUCUUCUGACAUUGUCUAAAUAUGUUGUUGGGGAAGAUGUUGGACGCACCAUCAUGGAAUUGAGAAGCUUGAACCUUCUUUGUGGCCAACUGCAGAUUGAUAACCUUGAAAAAGUCAGAGAUGCAUCGGAAGCAAAUGAAGCGAACUUGAAGGCAAAGCAGAACCUUCGAUCACUUUACCUGUGGUGGAAGAUGGGUGUAAAUGAAGGUCCACGGCGAGAAGAAUAUGUGGAUGAAGAUGUACUAGAAGCUCUCCAGCCGCACCCGAGUCUUGAGAAGCUGGUUAUUAUUGGGUAUAGAGGGUUCGCAAUGCCGAAGUGGAUGACAACAGCAGAAUCAUUGCCAUCGUUAUCAUAUUUGGUGAGUAUCACAUUGAACCGUUUGAAGAGAUUGCAAGAACUGCCACCAUUCGGCCUUCUACCAGCCCUCAAGGUUCUCAACAUUUACGACAUGGAAACUUUAUGCAAAAUUGGUAAUGAGUUUUUUGGAGAGAGCGGCACCUUCCCAUGUUUGCAAGAGCUCAAUUUGUGUGAUAUGCCUAACCUGAAGGAAUGGUUGACUAAUCCAGUUUCUGGAAGUGCAGCAUUCCCUUGCCUCUCUGUUGUGACCCUGAAGGGAUGUCCAAACCUGACGGUAGAACCAUGCAUUCCACCAUCGAUCCAAACUAUCAGUAUUAGUUAUAGCAAUGCAGGUGUGCUCUCAGCUGACAGCCUUAGGAAGCAGAGAUCAUCUUCCCUUGUUCAAUUACAAAUUCAAGAUUGUAAAUCAUUAUCAUCGUCUUCGCUGUCAUCUGUUUCAAUGUUCGAUGGACUGCAGUAUCUCACGGUGCUCAAAGAUCUAUCCAUUGAGCAUUGUGAACAGCUAACUUGUUUACCUCUGUUUAUUUUUCAGCAACAGCAACUGGGCAGUUCAAUCUGUAGCAUAACCAUCAGUCAUAAUCCAAAUUUGAUUUCUUUGGGAGGUGAAGAAGUGAAAGAGAAAAUUUUUACUGCACUCAAGUAUCUUGAAAUAAGAGGAUGUCAUAGAUUGGUUACAUUGCCCGAGUGGGUGGGAAGGCUUGUUUCUCUUCAGUCUCUGAAGAUUUGUCAUUGUUCUAGUCUUAAUAUACUACCACAUUUGCUGGUAAACCUUGCGCAACUCCAGGAUUUAACCAUCAAACAUUGCCCUCUCCUAACGCUAAAGUGUUGGAGGAAUAUUGACAUCCGCAAAGAGUGGCACAAGAUGGAGCACAUUCGACAUAUCGACAUCGACUUUUAAGACUGGUAAAUAAACAUGGCAUUGAUGUUCUAGUAAUUUUUUUUUAUAUAACUUAUAUACUUCGUCAUGGUUCAAUUUUAUAGAUUUUUAAUGGAACUCAUCCAAUUAACUGAUCUCAA